This is a messenger RNA of Kazachstania africana CBS 2517, 1692 nucleotides long. Its product is annotated as alpha-keto acid decarboxylase family protein. NCBI's taxonomy places the organism in Eukaryota, Fungi, Ascomycota, Saccharomycetes, Saccharomycetales, Saccharomycetaceae. The record is from RefSeq and is a predicted model, not a curated record. Gene Ontology annotation, molecular function: magnesium ion binding; thiamine pyrophosphate binding; carboxy-lyase activity. The coding region runs from base 1 to 1692 and encodes 563 amino acids. The transcript has a single exon.
AUGUCUGAAAUUACUCUAGGAAGAUAUCUAUUCGAAAGAUUAUCUCAAGUCGAUGUCAAAACCAUCUUCGGUUUGCCAGGUGACUUCAAUUUAGCCUUAUUAGAUAAGAUCUACGAAGUCCCAGGUAUGAGAUGGGCUGGUAACGCUAACGAAUUAAACGCUGCUUAUGCUGCUGAUGGUUACGCUAGAAUUAAGGGUAUGUCUUGUAUCAUUACCACCUUCGGUGUCGGUGAAUUAUCAGCUUUAAACGGUAUUGCCGGUUCUUACGCUGAACACGUCGGUGUCUUACACGUUGUUGGUGUCCCAUCCAUCUCUUCUCAAGCUAAGCAAUUAUUAUUACACCAUAGUUUAGGUAACGGUGAUUUCACCGUCUUCCACAGAAUGUCUGCCAACAUCUCCGAGACUACUGCUGUGUUGACUGACAUCGCUACUGCUGCUGCUGAAAUCGAUAGAUGUAUCAAGACUACGUACAUCACCCAAAGACCAGUGUAUCUAGGUAUUCCAGCCAAUAUGUUUGACUUCAAACUCCCAGCUAAGUUAUUGGAAACUCCAAUUGACUUAUCUUUGAAACCAAAUGAUCCUGAAGCUGAAGAUGAAGUUAUUGACGCUAUUUUAUCUUUAGUUAAGGCGGCAAAGAACCCAGUUAUCUUGUCUGAUGCUUGUGCCUCUAGACAUAAUGUCAGAAAGGAGACUAGACAAUUGAUUGAUGCUACCCAAUUCCCUGCUUUCACCACUCCAAUGGGUAAGGGCUCAAUCGAUGAACAACAUCCAAGAUAUGGUGGGGUUUAUGUCGGUACCCUUUCGAGACCAGAAGUUAAGAAGGCCGUUGAAUCUUCCGAUUUAAUCUUAUCUGUUGGUGCUUUGUUAUCCGAUUUCAACACCGGUUCUUUCUCAUACUCCUACAAGACCAAGAACGUUGUCGAAUUCCACUCUGAUUACACCAAGAUUAAGAAUGCCACUUUCCCAGGCGUCCAAAUGAAGUUUGUCCUACAAAAACUAAGUAAGGUCAUUGACCAAACUGUUAAGGGUUACAAGCCAAUCCCUGUUCCAGCUAAGGUUCCAUCUAACAAGCCAUGUAGUCCAUCUACCCCAUUGUCCCAAGAAUGGAUGUGGAACCAAGCAUCAAAGUUCUUCCAGGAAGGUGAUAUUAUCAUCACUGAAACUGGUACCGCUGCCUUUGGUAUCAAUCAAUCUGAAUUUCCAACUCAUGCCGUCGGUAUCUCUCAAGUCUUAUGGGGUUCAAUUGGUUUCACUGGUGGUGCUGUCUUAGGUGCUGCAUUCGCCGCUGAAGAACUCGAUAUCAACAGAAGAGUUAUUUUGUUCAUUGGUGACGGUUCUUUACAAUUGACAGUGCAAGAAAUCUCCACCAUGAUUAGAUGGAACUUGAGACCAUAUUUAUUCGUCUUAAACAACAAUGGUUAUACCAUUGAGAAGUUGAUUCACGGUGAAAACGCUCAAUACAACGAAAUCCAGAACUGGAAGCACUUGAAGUUAUUAGAAACUUUCGGCGCCAAGGACUACGAAAACCACAGAAUUGCAACUACAGGUGAAUGGGACGCUUUAUUGAGUAACAAGGACUUCAACAAGAACUCUAGAAUUAGAUUGAUCGAAAUCAUGUUACCUGUUAUGGAUGCACCAAGUAACUUGGUUCAACAAGCAAAGAUCACUGCUGCAACUAACGCCCAACAAUAA